UGGUUGCCCCAUUCUCGGCCAUGGUCCCUUUGGUUCUGCUGCUGGCGGCCGCUCUGCCCCAUAGCUCCAGUUCCCUACUGGACCUGGACUCAGCCCUGGUGUUCACUGGUGACCCCAAUGGAGCCUUCGGCCAAUCCGUGGCCCAGUUUGGCCCCAUUGACGAUGGAUGGGUCCUUGUGGGGGCCCCAUUGGAGCGAGGGGCAAACGGGAGCAUCCAUCGGUGCCGGUACCGAACUGGGACCUGCCAGGAGGUGACCAUAAGGGGCCCCCCAGGUGCCAUCAACGCAUCCAUGGGUCUGACCCUGACCAUUGGGGACAAUGGGGCCUUGGCCUGUGGCCCCACAUUGCCCCACACUUGUGGGGAGAACAUCCACCUCAAUGGGUUCUGUGCCCUCCUGGACUCCAACCUCCACCAGCUCCAGCUCAUCCCAUUGACCCCACCAGAUUGCCCCAAGCGCCCCACGGAUGUGGUUAUCCUUAUGGAUGGGUCAGGGAGCAUCAGACCUCAGGACUUCCAGACCAUGAAGAGCUUCAUAGGGGACGUCAUAAAGAGGUUCAAGGGGACGGACACACAGUUUGCCCUGUCCCAGUUCUCCCACAUCAUCCGGCACCAGUUUGACUUCAAGACCUUCCGGAGCUCCCCAGACCCCAUAGCACUUGUGGGGCAGGUGCAGCAGCUCAAGAGGUCAACCCAUACAGCCACAGCCAUAUGGACUGCGCUGACGCAGCUGUUCACAGCGGCCAGAGGAGCUCGGGAUGGGGCCACCAAGGUCCUGAUCGUGGUGACUGAUGGGAGGAAGUUUGAUGAUGGGAUGGACUAUGAGGACGUGAUCCCAUUGGCUGAGAGGAUGGGGGUGACCCGAUAUGGGAUUGGGGUGGGCAGUGCCUUCCAGGACCCCCAGGCCCUCACGGAGCUCAGGUCCCUGUCGUCGUCCCCCCCCCAGGACCACGUGUUCCAGGUUGGUUCGUUCCAGGCUCUCCAUGGGCUCCAGCGCCUGCUCCAGGACCGGAUCCUGGCACUGGAGGGCACUGGGGGGGGGGCUCAGGCCCCCAGUAUGGAGAUGGCUCAGGAGGGGAUCAGUGCACUGCUCACACCGGAAGGACCCAUCCUGGGCGCUGUGGGUGCCUAUUCCUGGGCCGGAGGCGCCUUCCUCUAUGGGGCCAAUGGGGCCAAUGGGGCCAAUGGAGCCAAUGGGGCCAAUGGGGCCAAUGGAGCCAAUGGGGCCAAUGGGGCCUAUGGGGCCUAUGGGGCAGGCACCUUCCUCAAUGCCUCCGAUGGCGACAGUGACUCCUACCUGGGGUACUCCAUGCAGGCCCUGUCCCUGCCAUGGGGCCGGGCGCUGGCACUCGGGGCCCCCAGGUACCACCAUGUGGGGCGCGUGGUCCUCCUGCAGCCCCAUAGCGGGGAGGUGAUGGGACAGACUAUGGGGACACAGGUGGGCUCCUACUUUGGGGCCUCCCUGUGCCCCCUGGACCAGGAUGGGGACGGGACCCACGACCUGCUGCUCGUCGGGGCCCCCAUGUUCUAUGGGGCCAACAGCGGCGGCCGCGUCUUCAUCUGCAGCCUCAGGGGCAAGACGCCCCUCCCCCCCCGGUGCUCCCCCCCCCUCCGGGGUCAGCCGGGUCACCCCCAGGGCCACGCCCCUCCCCCCCCGACGCCCCUCCCCCCCCGGUGCUCCCCCCCCCUCCGGGGUCACCCGGGUCACCCCCAGGGCCGCUUUGGCUCCGCCCUCUGCCCCCUGGGUGACCUCGACGGGGACGGGAGCCCCGAGGUGGGCGUGGCCGCCCCGCACGAGGGGGGCGGGGCCGGAGCCGUCUACGUCUUCAGGGGGCGGAGCCUCGGGGAGGAGGCGUAUGCGCAGCGCAUCACAGGCUCCUCCUUCCCGUCGGCCCCUCCCCUAUUGGGCCAGGCCCUGAGCGGGGGGCGGGACCUGAGCGGUGAUUGGCUCCCGGAUGUGGCCAUCGGCGCCAGGGGUCAGGUGCUGGUGCUCAGGUCCCGCCCCCUCCUCCGCCUCCGGGUGCUCAUCUCCUUCACCCCCCCCCGGGUUCCCCUCUCGUCCAUUGGCUGCCAUGAACCUGAGACCCCCAAGGGGGUGGCCAAGGCCGAGGUCUGCAUCAGAGCAUCCAAGGGGAGACCUGAUGGCUACGGCUCCCAGGUGUCCACCACCCUCCGCUAUGGGGCAGAGCUGGACCCAGGCCGGAGCUCAGCUCGUGCAGUGUUCCCGGAUGGAGCCACUGUCCUCAAUGGGAGCAUCCGGAUGGGGCUGGGCCAGAGCUGCCAGGUCUACCCCAUAGCACUGGCUGGCUGCCCAAGGGACACACUAACCCCAGUGCUGUUGAGGUUCAGCUUCGAGGCCAUUGGAGAUGCUCUGGAUGGAGCUGGAGGCCUCAGGCCAGGACUGAGCUGGGACACGGAGACGGUGGCAGAGGGGAAGCUUCCCUUCAACCUCAACUGUGGCCCCGACCACGUCUGCAUUGACGACCUCCGUGUGUCCAUCAACAUGUCCGGGCCGGUGCUGUUGGGGGUCAGCGAUGGGGUGGACGUGGUCCUGGCCCUAUGGAACUAUGGGGAGAGCUCCCCCGGCCCCAUAGUGGAGCUGCAGCAUCAUCCAGUGCUGGCCUAUCGCAGAGUGAGGCUGCUGCAGGCCUCCGGGAGCCCCUCCCCCCCCCUCUGCCGCUCGGAGCCCGGAUCGCGCAUGCGCAGGAGCACCCGCUGCUCGCUCCGCCCCCCCCUGCUGCCCGCCGGACAUCACGUCACCUUCGUGGUCACCUUGGACGUGCCCCUUGAUGCUGAACUGGGACCAGUGCUGGAACUGGUGGCCAAGGCCAAUAGUGACUCUUCGGCACCAGAGCCCCCAGAGGAACGUGUCCAAGUCCCAGUGAAGAUUGGGGUUCACUUGAGCAUCAGCAGCUCCUCCUCCAACCCCCCAUCGGGCCCAUUGAUCCAUCACUACGAGGUGAAGCUAUGGGGCCAACGAGGCCUCCCCAUCAACGUCACCUUCCUGGUACCCACAGCAAUGGGGGGGAACCAGCUAUGGGGCAGCCUGGAGCUGACCCACAGCCAGGACCCCAGUCGGUGCCAGGCGGUCGCUGAGCAUCCCCCGAAGGACCCGGAUGGAACCAGGAGCCUGAGACAGCGACACCUGCUGGACUGUGCUGUGGCCUCGUGUCGGGAGUUCCGGUGCCAAAUGGGCCCCAUAGAACCCCCCCAAGUGCUUCGGUUUGGGGUCGGGGGGGGGGAACCUGCUAUGGGAUGGAUGAAGGAGGUGAGAAAUGGGGAACUAUGGGGUUCCUAUUGGCUCUAUUGGGCUCUAUGGGGUGGUCUCUGGGGGGCUAUGGGGGGGCUAUAG
Messenger RNA from Melopsittacus undulatus (budgerigar), 3350 nucleotides. Its product is annotated as integrin alpha-X-like. Gene Ontology annotation, molecular function: integrin binding. Gene Ontology annotation, cellular component: integrin complex; external side of plasma membrane. The record is from RefSeq and is a predicted model, not a curated record. Lineage: Eukaryota; Metazoa; Chordata; Aves; Psittaciformes; Psittaculidae. The transcript has 29 exons. Gene Ontology annotation, biological process: cell adhesion mediated by integrin; cell-cell adhesion; integrin-mediated signaling pathway. The coding region runs from base 21 to 3350 and encodes 1109 amino acids.